AUGGAGGAUGAACAAUCUGAGAAGUUUGAGAAAUUCACAUGGAAUGUUGAGAACUUCUCUCAGUAUAACACCGAAGUUGAUUUUUACUCCGAACCUUUUAUCAUAGGCGGAUAUCCAUGUGCUGUGGAAACUGCUAAUAUGUCUAAAGGAUGGAGGAGAAGACAUGUGAAGUUUAAGUUGUUCUUACUUAACCAAUUCGAUAGCAAAGAAUCAAUCACACAAGAGGGUGAAGUAGAAUUCAAUGCAAAUAGUUAUAUAAGGGAUGCUAAAUGCUUCGUGAAUUCAAGUGUACUUAAUUAUCAUAGUGGAUUUCUUGUGAAAGAUUCUGUUAUUAUUGGUGCAGAGGUUUUUAUUUGUAACUCAAAUAAUGAGAGGCAGGUGAAUCGAGAAUCUAGCUUAAUUACUUCCCAUACAUCUGGAAGUCAAACAGUACAAUUGGAAGCUCAAAUUCUAAUGCCUAAGCUAGGCGAAAUGAAUUGCCAAAAUCUAGGCGAACCUGUGGAUUUCAAUGAUUUUGGACAAAUAGAAAAAGCGUUAGUUCCAUUGUUAGACGAAAUUUGUGCUCAGCGCCCUUCACUUAUUGAGUGCCAGCAGAAAAGAAGUCACAAGUUUAGGGAAUGGGCUUUCAAUGCUCUCGGCAGAGUUCUUUAUUUCCUUAAGACUAGAAAGGUGAGAGAUAUGAAUGACAUAGCUUGUAAGGAACUGCAAAUUUACUGGGAGGAACUUGAGCACUUUGGUUUUGAUUUGACAUGGCUUGAACCUCAUGUUCAAACAGCCUUAGGAAUGAAAGUUUAUGUAGAGAAAGCUCUGGAGUUUGAAAAACUUAAGGAUAAUGAGGUAGCUCUCGAGUUGGAAAUUAUGAGGAUGAAUGCAAAGAUGGCAACUCUUGAGAUAAAUCUGCAUGCUGUCAGGGACUUGUUGGAAGCAGAAGACUACGAAGAGAGUAGGGAUGUCAAUUGCAUCUGUUAAUGGGGAUCCCUGUGGGGAAUAUCUGUGCGGAGAUCCGAAGUUGGAGAUUUUUUUCCCCGUGGGGAUGGGGAUGGAGGGAAAAGUUCCCCCGAUAACAGUUUGGGGCGGGGAUUGGGAAAGUAUCCUCCGUCCCCGUGGAUUCCCCGACUCCGAAGAUAUAUGUUAAUUUAUAUAUUUUAUAUAUAUUAUAUAAUUAUAUAAUUUUACAAUGUAUUAGAAAAUGAAGAGUAAUUAGAAGUUAUAGAUUUGUCACACAUAAUUAACCACUUGCGUUGGACGACAUCGGUAUUGUGGUAGUAAAU
Vicia villosa (hairy vetch) is the source of this 1271-nucleotide messenger RNA. RefSeq lists its product as uncharacterized. Lineage: Eukaryota; Viridiplantae; Streptophyta; Magnoliopsida; Fabales; Fabaceae. Gene Ontology annotation, molecular function: protein binding. The transcript has 3 exons. The record is from RefSeq and is a predicted model, not a curated record. Bases 1 to 969 code for a protein of 322 amino acids.